AUCGAGCCCCCUCUGCACAGUGGCACCAGCCUGACACUUUUUCACUCACUUCUCCCCGGAAACCUUUUCAAAUCGGCAGCCGGGCUGAUAAGAAUUUGCUGGCGCAGGGGAUUGGGUUUCAGAAUAGCUUUUUUCUCAAGUCACGUUGCCUCACAACCCACAACACGAAGACGACCAAUAGUCUCAAAGGCACGUCCACCUGCUGCUAUAAAGCCGGCUGCAGAACUAGGGGCGUCUUCAUUCUUAAGCCAAGUGAUCCGUGGAUCUUGCGUCGCGUCAUUUCACCCACUCAAACUUUGGACAAUGCUGCGAGUCAGGUGUCUGAGAGGAGGUAGCAGAGGGGCCGAGGCUGCCCAUCUGAUUGGAGCCAUGCUUGGCCGGGCAGUGACCGGCUGGGUGCAGAGGCUGUCCCAGAGCACAUCAAGUGCUGCAGCUGCAGUUGAAGAGGAACGUGUUACUGGGGCCGUGCAGCAGGAUGAGUGCCCGGUCUGCUGCUACAAUGAAUGGGACCCUCUGGAGGAGGUGAUCGUGGGUCGUGCUGAAGAUGCCCACGUGCCUCCCUUCACGGUGGAAGUGAAAGCCAACACCUAUGAGACGAACUGGCCCUUCUUCCAGAAGUACGGGGGCCAGUCUUUUCCUGUGGACCACUUAAAAAAAGCUGUUGCUGAGGUUGAAGAAAUGUGCAAUAUCCUCCGUCAUGAGGGCGUCAGCGUGCGGAGGCCGGAGCCCAUCGACUGGUCUAUGGAGUACAAGACUCCCGACUUCACAUCUACUGGCCUGUACUCAGCCAUGCCCAGGGACAUCCUCUUGGUUGUUGGGAAUGAGAUCAUUGAGGCUCCGAUGGCCUGGAGAUCCCGCUUCUUUGAGUACAGGGCCUACAGACCUCUGAUCAAGGAAUACUUCAGAAAAGGUGCUAAAUGGACCACAGCUCCCAAACCGACCAUGGCCGACGAGCUGUACGACCAGAAAUAUCCCAUACGCACCGUGGAGGACAGACACAAGCUGGCCGCCCAGGGGAAGUUUGUGACCACGGAGCACGAGCCGUGCUUCGACGCUGCUGAUUUUAUCCGAGCUGGAAAGGACAUCUUUGUCCAGAGGAGUCAGGUUACAAAUUAUAUGGGAAUUGAAUGGAUGCGUCGCCAUCUGGCCCCAGAUUACAAGAUCCACAUCAUCUCAUUCAAGGAUCCUAAUCCCAUGCACAUUGAUGCCACUUUCAACAUCAUUGGGCCUGGACUGGUUCUGUCAAACCCUGAUCGCCCGUGUCACCAGAUUGAAAUGUUCAAGAAGGCUGGCUGGACUGUGGUGAAACCUCCAACACCUCUGAUUCCUGAUGACCACCCUCUGUGGAUGUCCUCCAAGUGGCUCUCCAUGAAUGUCCUGAUGUUGGAUGAGAAGCGUGUGAUGGUUGAAGAGAAGGAAACCACCAUUCAGAAAAUGUUUGAGAAUCUUGGUAUCGAGACCAUAAAGGUGAGCAUUCGUCAUGCCAACUCACUGGGUGGUGGCUUCCACUGCUGGACAAGCGAUGUCCGCCGCCGUGGUACCCUGCAGUCCUACUUCCACUAGCCUUGCCAGAAACAGGCAGUUUAUAUUGAGCUUUUAAAGAUUGAAGCCUCUGUUCUGAGUCCUAAUCCCACUGUCAGUCAUGUAGGCUACACAUCAAUCGACUGUAGAGACAUUUUACAUAGUGUAUAGUUUACACCACACACUACAGUAACAGCAGCGUAUAAAUAGUAAUAAUAAUAAUGUGGAAAACAAAGUCUUGAGUCACCACUCACGUUUAAUUUCACUUGAUGCAGGAAUGAAUUAUGGCGAAGCGACCUCUAAUGUUAAUCCCUCAUUAUCAUUUGUGGGUGGAGUCAGGAUACUUCAGGAGUCAAAAGGUGAGCAGCAGAGAAGCCUCUUGUUUCUUUCCAAGUAAGUAGCUAACAAAUGCUAAAGCUACAAGAAAGGUCGACUCCUGACUCCAGGUCGACCAUCGAACCUCAGCCCCACUGCCAACUCCCAGCAUAAAAACAAGCACUGUAUUUUUCAGUACUCUCUUAACCCUGUAGGGGGCCAGAAUGGCUCCGUAGUUGUUUUUGUUUUUUUUUGUCCUCUCUCUGUCAUGUAGAAGGUUCUAUGUAGAUUUUAACUGUUCCACCUCAGACAUACUAGCAGGGCGAUGUUUGGUGCUUGGGGAUUUUAACCAGCAACCAUUCAAUAAAAAGC
Messenger RNA from Cynoglossus semilaevis (tongue sole), 2208 nucleotides. RefSeq names its product glycine amidinotransferase (L-arginine:glycine amidinotransferase) (gene gatm). Bases 304 to 1563 code for a protein of 419 amino acids. Gene Ontology annotation, molecular function: glycine amidinotransferase activity. The record is from RefSeq and is a predicted model, not a curated record. Gene Ontology annotation, cellular component: mitochondrial intermembrane space. The transcript has 9 exons. Lineage: Eukaryota; Metazoa; Chordata; Actinopteri; Pleuronectiformes; Cynoglossidae. Gene Ontology annotation, biological process: creatine biosynthetic process.